AUGUACUCUUUUAGAAAGGCAACUUUAGAAGACUUUGACCAAAUCUGGUCGAUAUUGGAAUCAGCAAGAGAACUUUUGAAAACUCAGAACAUCGACCAAUGGCAAAAUGGCUACCCGAAUAGAAAAGUUAUCAAGACCGACAUCAAAGCCGGGAGAAGUUAUGUUUUGGUACAUGAAGAUGGCGCCUUAGCUGCCAUGGGCGCGAUUCUCGUGGGUAUUGAUCCCGUCUACACUGCUAUAGACGGAAAGUGGGCUGAAAGCGCCGGGGAAGAAGAUUAUGCCUCUAUACAUCGCACAGCUAUAUCUCCUGAAUUCCGGGGAAAAGGUAUAUCCAGUAUCAUGAUGUCAGGUCUCGUCAAAAUAUGCGCCGAACUGGGCUACAAAGACAUCAGAACCGAUACCCACAAAGACAAUAAGGUUAUGCAGCGGGUGCUAACCAAAAGUGGGUUUGAAUAUCGCGGGGAAAUCUACCAGGGUGAUCAAGCAUGGAGACAGGCCUACCAGUUUCUUCUUACUUGA
This is a messenger RNA of Lachancea meyersii CBS 8951, 519 nucleotides long. The record is from the annotation of a GenBank genome assembly. Lineage: Eukaryota; Fungi; Ascomycota; Saccharomycetes; Saccharomycetales; Saccharomycetaceae.